Molecule: messenger RNA, 843 nt
Organism: Phytophthora nicotianae INRA-310
Lineage: Eukaryota; Oomycota; Peronosporomycetes; Peronosporales; Peronosporaceae
Exons: 1
Coding region: 1-843 (280 amino acids)
Source: RefSeq, a predicted model, not a curated record
AUGCUGGGCAAAGCCAUCAAGAGAGGAGUCGCAGAAGGAGUCUGGAGUCGAGAGGAUCUGAUAAUCACUACUAAGAUCUUCGCGGACACCAAGUCCGGCCCGAACGCCGCGGGAGUGAACCGCAAACACGUGAUCGAGGGGACAAAGGCGUCGCUGAAGCGCUUAGACCAGGACUAUGUGGACGUGAUCUUCUGCCACCGCUCGGACCCGAACACUCCAAUUGAGGAGACCGUCCGAGCCAUGAACUUUGUGAUUGAGCAAGGUUGGGCAUUCUACUGGGGGGCCAGUGAAUGGAGCUCCGCUCACAUCAUCGAGGCGUGUGAGAUCGCUGACCGAUUGGGAUUGAUCCGACCGGUUGUUGAACAACCGCAGUACAACAUCUUGGAACGGUCCCGUGUGGACUUCGACUUGGUCAAUUUGUACCAGAAGUACAAAUUGGGUCUCACAACGUGGUCGCCGCUGUCAAUGGGGAUUUUGACCGGCAAGUACAGCAACGGUAAGCCUGGCGGUUCUCGCUAUACGUCACCUAUGUUCAAAGAAGGGUGGUUAGCUGAAUGGUUCGCGGAGAAUGUGGAGAUUGCUGGCAAAUUGAUACCGAUCGCGGAGGAGUUGGGAUGCUCCUCGGCGCAGAUGUCGAUCGCGUGGGCCGUAUCGAAUGAGAAUGUGUCGACAGUGCUUUUGGGAGCUAGUCGCCCAGAGCAACUGGAGGAAACGCUGAAGGCGAUCGAAGUCGAAAGCAAAAUCACACCCGAGCUGAAGGAGAAGAUUGACGGCAUCGUGAAGUUCGUGCCGAAGCUGCCUGAGGUCGACCCACUCGCUCUUACGCGCAGUCGCUACCUGUAA